AUGCCACCCGAUCGCCUCAAACCCGAAUCACUCGCCCCGCGCGACGAUGCGAACGACAUCGAUGAGCUCCGAGCUCUGAACCGAACACCUCAUCCUUACCACCACCUGAGUGCCGAGCUCCCACAUGCUGCGCAUCGCUUUGCGUUCCCCGCGACCUCUGGGGCGGGCCCAACAUCGGCGCCAUCCCCCGCCCGCUCCGACGACAGCAGCGAGCCGCCGUCGCCGUUCCCUUCAUUCACAAAGGAGUCGACGCCUCUCAGUGACAGCGGUACCGAAGCCGAUGACGAACACUUUCUGAAGGGCUUGCCCGCGCCUAGAAUACCAUCGCACAAGGGGCUUCGCGGGCGCAACGAGCUCAUAUCGGGGACAUCCUCGCCACUCCCCUCGCCAGCAUACUUUGGGAACCGUAGCAGCCAUGGGAAGCUUGGGGAGGGCCAAGAGAAACCGGAAAAGGAGCUCAAUUUCUGGGAAGACCGAAACUACCGGCGCACAAAGGAGCUUAUCCGACGAACCCUCGAGUUCAUCAUCUCUGGAGUUCUUUUCGGUAUUCUUUGGACCAAUGAUACCGUAAGGCUCAUUUUGAGAGAAUGGAAUCAAGUGGCGUUAUCAGCAUCGCUAAUGCUUCUCUACCCUGUGCGCCUUGUUUCAUGGGCGCACCGGAAUCGCAACCCUCCAACAUGGCCUCCGUUCUCCAUACCAACUGUUUUCGACCCAGCAUCCAUAUUGUACCCUCCCUGCAUCACCAUGCUGGUCUCACUUCUUGUGGCAAUGGAUAAUCGUGGGGUUGUGCUCCCCAAUAUCAUCCUGAGCAUCAGCGCCAUACCCAAAUUUUUGAUCCCGACUGCCCAGCCUCUCGAGGUCAUCAGCCCCUUUCAUUGGGCCCUGUCCUGUAUCCCGCUGGCCAUGGCACGCGCACAACCGAAAGAUCUUGUCGCAAAUCUCCGACCAGACAGGCCGACCAUUGAUCCUGAGACGGCUGUCCUGCUGUACCCGUUACACCAAUCGCUCCUGGUGGUGUUGCAUCACAUGACGACGACCAGUCUGCUCACAGCCGAGCUGCAACUCCUCUCGAUCGGGCUCAUCAACGUCCUUCUUCUCGCCCAUUCACCUCAGGCCACCAUAUUGCAGUCACUGCUAUGGGUGGGUGGCGUCACUGUAUUGGCAUUGUGUGGGCCAGUCAUACGAUGGGGCAUCGCCUUGGCUAGGGUACCAAGGCUUCGCUUCAGGCGUACCUCCUUCUCCUCCAACGGGUCAUGGUUUGGCCUGGUCAAAAAUGCACUGUUGCCACAGCGCGUUAAACGCGACUUUUUGCGGUCACCAACCGAAGAAUCCGCGUCCGAAGUGUUUGAUUCAGACGAGGACACAGCAAACGGUCCUCUGAUGAAGCCAUCACGCGUGCGUACCUUCACAGCUAGCGACCUCAACUCGCAUCAGGCUGGUAGUCUAGGCCGUUCAACAUCGGCAAGUGUGCCGUCCCCUUCGGCAAAUGGUUUCGCGUUCGGCAGAACCAGCACGAUGCCCGUCGUGAAUCGUCCUCAGCGCUCCAUGACGCAUACCCACUCGGGCAGGAGGAAACGAACAUCCUCAACUACCGUGCGGUCUUUCUUCCGACUCACAGAAACGCAGGCCACGGUGAAAAAGUGGAUCUACUCAGCGUACGUGCAUGUUGGCAUAGUAUUGAUUAUCUUACUCCCAACAAGGGAUCACAUUGGCCGCUACGCUCUCAGCGGUCAUGAGGCGAUAGGUUGGGCGUUGGGCUACCUAUUCGGCGACCUGCCGUGGUUCAGGUUCCAAGUCGUGAGCAACGACUUAGAGCGCUGGAUCUUUAUCCCUCCGCGUCUGGAUGACGUUCAUGAGUCCUGUCACCUCGGAUGGGUGCAGCACAUACGCCACGCUGACUUUGGAGAGGCAAACACAAGGCUCCUCAUAGGUGUCUACUGGCUAAUCGUCAUCGCAUUCGGGUUGAUCGUCGUGGUCAACUUGGAUCCGAAGUUCGAGGUCGACACGAGGCGUAAAGUCUUUCACUUUAUGAUGGUCGCCAUGAUUCUGCCAACAACCUACGUUGACCCCGUGUUUGUUGGUCUUGCGUUGUCCUUCGCCCUCGCCAUCUUCCUCGUCGUCGACCUUCUCCGCGCCAGCCAGCUCCCGCCUCUCUCGCGCCCAAUCGCAUCCUUCCUCACUCCCUAUGUCGACGGACGCGAUAACAAGGGCCCUGUCGUGAUUUCGCACAUCUUUCUCCUGAUUGGCUGCGCUAUCCCUCUCUGGCUCGCACUCGCGACUCUGCCCCGCAGCUCGUCCGCAAAGCUCGAAGACGAUCCCCUCGCCGGCUGGGAGGUCCCGACCCGCGAAGUCAGCAUGGUCGCGGGCGUGAUCUGCGUUGGCCUCGGCGAUGCCGCCGCCUCGCUCAUCGGCCGCCGUUACGGCCAUAAGAAGUGGAUCUGGGGUGGUGGCAAGAGCCUCGAGGGCAGCGUCGCCUUUGCCGCCGCUGUCUUUGUAGGACUCAUGUCGGCGACGACGUGGCUGCGUGUCGGCGGGUGGCCUGUGGCUGCCAAACAGCAGACGACCUGGGCCGUUGCGGCGCGGAACGCCGGCGUGUGCGGGAGCAUGGCGAGCUUGACCGAGGCGGUGCUCACGGGGGGCAACGACAAUGUCAUUGUACCUAUUGUUCUGUGGACGUGCGUAAAAAGUUUGGGCGUGUAG
Verticillium alfalfae VaMs.102 is the source of this 2700-nucleotide messenger RNA. RefSeq names its product dolichol kinase. The coding region runs from base 1 to 2700 and encodes 899 amino acids. Gene Ontology annotation, cellular component: endoplasmic reticulum membrane. Gene Ontology annotation, molecular function: dolichol kinase activity. The transcript is spliced from 2 exons. Gene Ontology annotation, biological process: dolichyl monophosphate biosynthetic process. The record is from RefSeq and is a predicted model, not a curated record. Lineage: Eukaryota; Fungi; Ascomycota; Sordariomycetes; Glomerellales; Plectosphaerellaceae.